This is a messenger RNA of Acomys russatus (golden spiny mouse), 2153 nucleotides long. It is a transcript of the gene Poc1b, whose product is annotated as POC1 centriolar protein B. Gene Ontology annotation, biological process: cilium assembly. Gene Ontology annotation, molecular function: protein binding. Bases 57 to 1664 code for a protein of 535 amino acids. Gene Ontology annotation, cellular component: ciliary basal body; centriole. Lineage: Eukaryota; Metazoa; Chordata; Mammalia; Rodentia; Muridae. The record is from RefSeq and is a predicted model, not a curated record. The transcript is spliced from 12 exons.
CUCAUCCCCGCCCCUCCCUGGCUCCGGCAGGCCCGGGGCGCCGACCGCUCCCCCACAUGGCCUCUGCCCGGGUAAGGUCCCCCGCCUCUGGCAGAGCCGACCCCACGGUGGUCGGGCCAGGUUGGCGGGGUGGAGGGACCACGCAUAGCCCGGCAGGUCGCGGAGGCAAGUGUGGACACCCACCCUGGGAGCUCGGCGGUUCGCUCAGCUCCUCGCAGCGGGAGCAACGUGCCCAAGUUGGGCAGGCGGACCCGGUUCUGGAACGUGAUUUUAAAGGCCACAAAGCUGCGAUCACCUCCGUGGACUUCAGCCCCAACUGCAAACAACUUGCUACAGCUUCGUGGGACACCUUUCUCAUGCUGUGGAACUUGAAGCCACAGACUAGAGCUUACAGAUAUGUGGGCCACAAGGACGUGGUAACCAGCGUGCAGUUCUCUCCACAAGGAAACUUAAUAGCCUCCGCCUCACGAGACAGAACUGUGAGACUCUGGGUUCCUGAUAGGAAAGGGAAGGCCUCCGAAUUGAAAGCACACACAGCCCCAGUUCGAAGUGUGGACUUUUCAGCUGAUGGCCAGUUCCUGGUUACAGCGUCUGAGGACAAAUCCAUUAAAGUGUGGAACAUGUACCGUCAGCGCUUUCUUUACUCCCUGUACCGACACACACACUGGGUGCGCUGCGCCAAAUUCUCUCCUGAUGGAAGAUUAAUUGUGUCAUGCAGUGAGGAUAAAACUGUUAAAAUUUGGGAUACUGCAAGUAAGCAGUGCGUUAAUAACUUCUCGGAUGCCGUAGGAUUUGUAAACUUUGUGGACUUUAACCCUAAUGGUACAUGCAUAGCUUCAGCAGGCUCUGACCACUCUGUGAAAAUUUGGGACAUAAGACUGAACAAAUUACUCCAGCACUACCAAGUUCACAGCUGCGGCGUGAACUGUCUGUCAUUCCAUCCUUUGGGGAACAACCUUGUCACUGCCUCUUCUGAUGGAACACUGAAGAUUCUGGAUCUCCUAGAGGGAAGACUCAUAUACACAUUUCAAGGACAUACGGGACCUGUCUAUAGUGUUUCGUUUUCGAAGGAUGGAGAACUGUUUGCAUCCGGCGGGGCAGACGCGCAGGCCUUGGUAUGGAGGACUAACUUUACUCAAUCACAUGGUAAAGAUCUGAAUAAAAGAACCCUCAAAAGAUUGCACUUUGAGUCCCCGCCACACCUUCUUGACAUCUACCCACGAUCACCACAUCUCCAUGAAAAGAAAAGGGAGACUGUUGAGAUUAAUCCAAAACUUGAGGUGAUGGAUUUGCUGAGUUCUUCUCCCCCUGUUGUGGAUGUCCUUUCUUUUGAUUCAACCGCAACAACGGAUUACACCAGUCGAGCCAUGCCAGACAAGGGUGAAGACAUCUGUGAGUAUUUCCUGAAUCCUUCCUUAAUGCUAGACUGUUCAUCAGCCACUGUGAAAAAGAACACAGAAGACGUCAGUGACCUGCCCUCAGAAACCCAGAGGAGCGUGCCCCUCGCCGUGACUGAUGCUCUAGAGCACAUCAUGGAACAGCUCAACAUCUUAACACAGACCGUCUCCAUCCUGGAGCAGCGCCUGACCUUAACAGAAGAUAAGCUGAGGGACUGCCUUGAGAACCAGCAGAAGCUCUUCAGUGUCAUCCAGCAGAGGAGCUGACCAGGAGAGCGUGUGAGCGCCGGCCAGUGGAGGAGGACGUGUUCACACUCAGGAAGGUAGCAGAGGCGGUCCGCACACCCACACCACACACUAAUUACCGUACUUCCUUCAGAGGGUGAGCAACAGCACCAAAGGGUCAAGUCAUUUCUGAGGACUGACUGAAACACAUAAAUCAAUGUCAAGGAUCAAUUUACGCUCCUCCCAGGUAUAAUUGCAGUAAUAAAGUUAUGAACGUUUAAAUCACCCCAUCCCCCCCCCCAUAUUAUUUGAAAUGUCACUUUUUAUUUGACAUGUAAAUCCCCAGGAGGAAAGUAAGCAGACCUCUAGAUUUUAUUGUUAAAUCCUUUCAGAUUGACCGUGUUCAGGCAAUUCCUGAAGGUAAUUAGUGUAUUUCUUAGGUGAACACAUCCUGGAGAUGAAAUCAUUCACUUGCUUUCAAAGAGCACCUGAAAUAUAGAAAACACAUUAUUGAGCUGGCUCAUGUUUCUU